AUGACCUACUCUACCCUAUGUUGCCUUUACUCUUACAACAAGGAAACAAAUGGUUUAACCAACAAUAAACACCCUUCUACACCGACCCGUUUUGUUCUUUCUCCUUCUGAUUCUCUUUCUUCCUCUCUUUAUUUAUUAUUCCCCUCCCACUUCCUCCAUUUAUUUCUCUUUCUGUUUCUUUCUUCACUUUUUUUUCCUAACGUGCCUCUUCUCAUUCCUCUAAGUUGUUAUCUCUUCUUUAAAUCUUCUGAAAGAUUGAUAAGCGAGAGAACAAAAAAAAAAUACUUUUUUGUUCUCUCGUCUAUUUUUUUCCUUCUCUUCCCCUCGCUUUAUUCUGUUUUCUCUUUUCUUUUCAUUUACUUCUUCUUUCUCUUUUCUUCUCAUUACAUAUCUUUUGUCGACUCCUCUUUCUUACGCUCACUACUUUUCUUCCUCUCUUUUUUUUUUUUUUUUUUUCUUUCUUUUUCUCAUUUGUUUUCUAUUCUCUCCCUCACUUUCCCUACAUUUCUCCUCUCUUCCUCUAACCAACCCUUCUCUUUUUCGUAA
Molecule: messenger RNA, 546 nt
Organism: Acanthosepion pharaonis
Lineage: Eukaryota; Metazoa; Mollusca; Cephalopoda; Sepiida; Sepiidae
Source: the annotation of a GenBank genome assembly